This is a messenger RNA of Symbiodinium natans, 858 nucleotides long. The record is from the annotation of a GenBank genome assembly. NCBI's taxonomy places the organism in Eukaryota, Dinophyceae, Suessiales, Symbiodiniaceae.
AUGUCUCUUGGGGGAAACUUGUUGGUCCUGGCGAACAGCUCAGGCACGUAUCAGACAUUCCAGAUGCAGGGCGCAAGUUGGGCGGCAGUGCCCACUGCCGACCUCGUGAUACCCACGGACAUUGUCAGCUUUGCUGUCGACGGUCACACCCUGGUGAUUGCAUCGGUGCCGGCACCCUUUUCCAACACACAAGUGCUGUUGUUUCAAUGGACGGGUAGCUCGUGGCUCGGGCCAGUGGCAAACAUCUCAAAGCCCACAGCUGCUCCGAUCAGUGUCGUCGGCCAAGUCGCUGUGGACGGGAACUAUGUCGCCGUCUCUUGGGCUUUGUCUGUCCAACCCUCCCCCCUCCUCGUGAUCUACGAAAGCCAGGGCGGCUUGUGGUCUGAGGUCUUUCGGACCGCACUGUACAGUGGCCCGGAAUCCCUUGCGGUCUCCAGCUCCGGUAGGGCCGCUUCGGAGUGCGUCGCGAAGUGCGACGGGGUUACCAUCUUCGAAGCCAGCCCCAAUGGAACUUGGAGCGCGACGCAGACGAUCAAGUAUCUCGUGGACAUAACAGGGGGCUCACUCUCGCGGGCUGCCCUCACGGCUAACUCAGUUGCGGUGGCCGAGACUGCAAUCCCAAGCAUUGGAUCCGAAUUCUUCCCCGGUGGUCGGAUCUUCGGAUGCAACGCGACGUCCACAACGUCCACCGCGUCCACCACGUCCACAACCACAACCACGUCAACGUCGUCGCCUCACCUGCCAGCGCCUUAUAGAUCCUAUCGAAAUUGUCCUUGGGUAUGUCAGCGCUAUGGGCGGCGCCGCCACCGCGGCUUUCGAUCUCUUCGGAAGAUGUGCAAGCACCGCUGCAGGCAGUAG